AUGGCAUUUUUAAAAUUGGAAGAUUACGUCAUAUUCAUUAUAACUUUGACUUUCUCCCUGGGAAUCGGUUUGUUCUACUCCUUACGUGGAGGAAACCAGAGAACAACCAGACAAUUUAUUCUGGGUGAUGGAAAUAUGUGGUAUUUUCCGUUGGCCUUAUCGUUAAUGGUUUCCUAUGAAUCUGGCAUCAUGAUGUUGGGAGUUCCGGCGGAAGUGUACAUGUACGGAAUGCAGUGGUACAUGUCAUCUAUAGGAAACCUCUUUGGCCGUAUCGUCGCUUUGUAUUUACUAAUACCAUCACAAAGGAAACUCGACGUUACCAGUGUUUAUGAGUAUUUUGAGCUCCGUUAUCAGUCUCAUGGACUCAGACUUUUUGCAACAGUACUGAGUUUGCUCUCAUUGGUCAACUACCUCGGAAGUGUAGUAUUUGUACCAGCUGUGACGUUGGAAAUCGUUGCUGAUAUUCCAAUGGAGAUUUCUAUUAUCACGCUGAUGGCUGUUGUGCUAAUAUAUACCAUUAUUGGAGGAUUCACAGCUGUGAUAUGGACAGAUGUAUUCCAAGCGAUUCUCAUGUGUGGUGGAAUGUUCGCAAUUCUAAUUAAGGGUACUAUCGAGGCAGGCGGACUUACUAAAACUUGGACUACAGUAAUGGAGAAAGGGCGAUUUAACAUGUUUGAUUUUGAUCCCGAUCCCACUUUACGUCAGUCGUUCUGGAGCCUUUUUAUUGGUGAUUUCAUCAGAGGGUUAAGAAUGCCAUUCACACAAACUACAUUUCAGCGGAUUAAAGCUACUCGUUCAGUAUCGGCAGCCAAAAGAAUGUUUUUCGUUUCGUCCUUAUUGUCCGUUGGUAUUGCCAUGCUAGCUGUACUGUCAGGAGCUGUCAUGUUCUCUUACUAUCAUGCAACUGGAUGUGACCCACUUGUUGCGAAACAAGUCGGAAAUCAGAAUCAGUUAAUGGCAAAAAUGGUGCGAGAUGUCUUCCAGGACACGCCUUGCCUUCCGGGGCUUUUCUUAGCGGCAUUAUUCAGUGCAUCACUCAGUACAAUGUCGUCGAUGUUAAGUGCAAUAUCGGCUUUAUUCUGGGAAGAUAUCAUCAAACCACACACCAAACCGAUGUCUGAUAAGAAAUCAAUACGAAUCACCCAAACAUCAGCAUUUCUUUUCGGGGGUUUUGCCAUAGUUAUUGCUUACGCUAUUACUGGAAUCAAGGGACCAAUAUCAAGGAUACUCGAUGUCACUGGUGCAUGCAUGGGUGGUGCAGUUUCAGGCAUGAUGUUCCUAGGAUGGUUUGUACCAACCGCAAAUGCGUUGGGGGCGUCAGUCGGUGGUUUUGUAUCAUUCGUAAUUGUAGGAUGGAUAUCAUUUGGAAAACUACUAUCCCCAGGAGUACGUGUUCAUGCAAUAUUAGAACCGGCUUCAACCAAAAGUUGUCCGAUAUUCAAUAUUUCCAAAUUUACAAAUACAACCGUAUCUGAUCAUACAUCGUGGACUGAUUGGAAUAGUACUAUAGGUGGGACAACACCUGUUUCAGUAGUUUCUGGACCGCAAGGCCUGGAUGUACUAUAUUCUCUCUCCUAUAAAUGGUUGUUUCCGAUUGGAAUACUUUUGGUACUAAUUGUUGGAACCAUCGUAAGCCGUCUACAAGCUCGAAAGCCAAUCGAUCCGGGAUUAGUGGUACCAGUGUGUGACCAUUUAUGUUUCUGCAUUCCGGAAAGAUUUCGAAGAAAACUACGGGGCGGAGUAAAGUAUCCUAAAACAGACGAGAAAAUUGACGAAGACAAAGCUGAAGCAAUGGAUGUAUUGGUAUUAGACUGA
Molecule: messenger RNA, 1815 nt
Organism: Ylistrum balloti
Lineage: Eukaryota; Metazoa; Mollusca; Bivalvia; Pectinida; Pectinidae
Product: sodium-coupled monocarboxylate transporter 1-like
Exons: 16
Coding region: 1-1815 (604 amino acids)
Biological process (GO): sodium ion transport; transmembrane transport
Cellular component (GO): membrane
Molecular function (GO): symporter activity
Source: RefSeq, a predicted model, not a curated record